AUGGCAGCAGUCGUGGGAGAUCAGUUUCGCUCUGCUCAAGAACAGCUACAGCUCGUGUAUGAAAGAAAUACUUGGAGCAGUGAUACUGUGACAGAUCUCAAUGGGAGGCUUUUGCUCAAAGUGAAGCGCCCGACCUUCAGUGCAACGGAUGUGCUCAUCACAGAUCCGAGCUCUCGUCCCAUCGUUGUAAUCUAUCAUGAGUUAAAGAACUUUCGCACUAACUGGAAAGUUUUCCGCGAGCAAAGCAGGGACACUCCUUUGCUUUGCACAGUCAGGAAAUCAUCUCGGAUUCAAUUCAGCCUUUCUUUGGAUGUAUUUCUGGCCUCCAACAAUCCAGAUUCCGAUUCGAGUGAGCCUGAUUUUCAGGUAAAGAAGGAAGUGCUUGGCAGUAGCAUUGAGGUUUCUCGUGGACGAGGAGGAGCAGUGGUUGCCAGGGCUGAGGCGAUAUCUCUCCUUUCCAACACAAGGUACCAGAUCAGCGUGGCUCCUGGAAUUGAUUAUGUGUUUGUGCUGUCGCUGAUUCUGAUCGUAAAAGAGAAAGAAGAAGCUAGACAAACAGCCCCUUCAUCCAAUCUACGAUGAAAGAAGUUCCUAUGACACAAUUAUAUUAAUAUUUAAGAAGAUGAAAUGUCUGGACUUGCUAACUUGUUAAUUAAA
Selaginella moellendorffii is the source of this 657-nucleotide messenger RNA. Its product is annotated as protein LURP-one-related 15. NCBI's taxonomy places the organism in Eukaryota, Viridiplantae, Streptophyta, Lycopodiopsida, Selaginellales, Selaginellaceae. The transcript is spliced from 3 exons. The coding region runs from base 1 to 582 and encodes 193 amino acids. The record is from RefSeq and is a predicted model, not a curated record.